UUUCGCCGUUGGCGUCACCAGCCUCGGCUUUGUCCUCGACUAUCCUCUUCACAAACUGACCGCCUCCAUUUGCUUCUUCGUCAUUCUCCUCGUCCUUCUUCACUCCGUCGUCUGCUGCUCGUUCGUUUGAGCUUCCUCGACCUCCUCACAACCGCUGCCGUCGCAGACCGACGCCAUCUCGCCGUCGCCAUGGGCCACUUAGCAUUUGACAACAGCGUCGAGGCUUCUGACGCCAACCGGUUGCCACCGCCUCCGGCGUAUGUCGACGUGGCCAUCAGACACUGA
This is a messenger RNA of Protopolystoma xenopodis, 285 nucleotides long. NCBI's taxonomy places the organism in Eukaryota, Metazoa, Platyhelminthes, Monogenea, Polystomatidea, Polystomatidae. The record is from the annotation of a GenBank genome assembly.